AUGCCGUUUGCGGUGCGAGGCAGCGAAUGCGAUGGGCUGGAGGUGUUGCUUUUACCGUGCUCUCUCAAGAAGAAGUCCCACGUGUCCGUGACGGGCGACGCGCAGGCCAGCAUGCGGACGGUCGACGAGGUCGGCAUGAAAGUUACCCGUCCUCCGCCAAGCCUCCUGAGCAGAAAUUCCUUCUUCAUCUACAGCUUUGUGCGCGGCGACUUUGACCAGGCGGUCCCGAGGAGCUCCGACGCCACACAAGAGAUCGCAGUCCACCAGCUUGCCGUAGGCCGCUCGCCCGAGCUGGCGCAGCACAGCCUGGGUACCUGGAAAGGCACUGGUCCUGAGAAGCUAGACCUCUUUGAUGUAGCGCAGCACAGGCGCAACCGAGCCGUGCCAAACAGGGUCUCCUUCAAUGAGCGACAGCACCGUCAGCGAUCUGCGAGCGGCAUCUGGCUUGAUGGAGCUGGCUGCCACACGCCGAAGACUGUGCACCUCACCGUCCGUGAGGCCCUGGACUUCACAUCCAUAAAUGUAUCCAGGCAGCGGGUUGAUGGCGGAGGUGUCCAGUGCGCCGAAGGGGCCAAGAUCAGCCUCCAGCUGCUGGCCAUGUUCAGGAUGGUAGCUCUAGCGAAGGACCUGGAACCGAUAGCCGAGAUGCUAGAGCGGUACACCGAGGGGGAAAUGCCGAUCGGCCGAAAACCCCCCUUCUCCUUGGCCAACAAAGCCACCAGCACUGCCGAGAGCCGGGUCGGAAGAAUGCCCGAGCGCUCAGCGAGCGAGAGGAUCAAGCUGAACACCUCCAGGCUGGCAUCACUGAGGGGCGUCCACGGGGAGAGGGGGGGGGGGCUUGCGGAAACCCAGGGCCUGCAGGCGGCAGAGGGCAGGGUAGAACUCCAGCUCCACCACGAAGUUGAAGUCGCCCCCAACGACGUACGAGAGGCCUUCGAGAGCCACGUGGGAGCCUAUAGCCUUAUAGAGCUCCAACUGCCUGGCCGUGAGGCCCUCCGUGUCGAACCCGUAGACAGAGACGAGCCCAAACUGAACACCCCCUGGCAGAUGGGCAACCGCACCCAGAGCACGGCCGUGGAAGAUCUGCAGGGGUUGGCGGAGCCCCAUGAAGGCCCUGGCAAGGGUCGCUACGCCGCGACGAGCUCGAAGCGCCUCCAGGUGAGGCGGCUGGGGCUCCACCGCCAGCCUCAGAAGUCGCCCGCUCAGCGCCGCCUGGCGCUGCAGCACCAGCUCCUUGGCCAGGUCGUCGACGAGCUCGAAGCUGAGCUCCUUGCCCUCCACCAGGUCGCGCAGGCUGAUGGUCGGGCCAGAAGACUGCUUGGGCUGCACCGGCGAGGCCACCUCCAAACUGAUCUGCUCGACGAGCUCCGAAUACUGCCUCUCGAAGCCAUCCAGCUCGUCGGCCAUCUCCUGGAUGGUGGACUCGAGCAUGAUGGUCGCCUCACGCCAGCGCUCCAGCUCCAAGAUCUCCUUUUCGAGCUUCUUCUCCACCUGCCGUAUCUUGCUCUGGGUCUGCGAAGCACGGGUGUGGAGCGAGGCAUCCUGCUGGCGAGAUGGCUGGAGAAGCUUCGCCCGAGCAGAGUCGUACUGCUUGGCCAGCUCCAGUUGCCCUUGGCGUGUGGCGAUGGCGGCAAGCUGCUGCAGGUCCUCCGCGCUGAGGCCCUUGGUGUUGGUGCCAUCAGAGCACGCUCCACCACCUCCGCCGACGGGACCUGGAGGAAGCGGAGCGCCGCGAGGGUCACCAGCGUAGUGAUGACGAGCGCCAACACCGUCUUGAACUGCGGGGCGCAGCGGGAAGGCUCGGUCGAGGCGCCCGGCGUGAGAAAAGCUGCGCCCGGGGGCCCUCCGCAGGCCUCGGUCCGGGGGCUUCCGGGGCGGCGCACCGUCGUCGUUGUCGUCGUGGAGUCGGAGGGGCACGUCGAGGACGAGGGAUUGGUGGGAUCCAGGUCUUUCAGAGGCCUCUGGAAGAGCGAGGGGUACGAUCAGGAGGAACUGGAUCCCUGCGACGGCCACGUCAAGUGCCACACCAAUCCCAGGCACUUCCCGCAGAAGGCCUACGGAACCGGGGAGGGCGGCCAGUGCCUGCUCUUCCUGGAGCACGCCAACUCCGUCCCGUACAGGGACACCGUGCGCGAGCUCACCUGCCACGCGGUCAACUCCAGGUCGCACGGCUUCCCCUCUGCCCGGGCGUGGGUGGAGUCCGCGAGCGGCGAGCGCGAGGGACUGGUGGCCGAGUGGCCCGCGAAGCACUGCAACGAGGCGCCCUCGUGGUACUCCGCCAGGCCCCUCGGCCUGCCCCUGGCGCUGCACCGCGCCUCCGGUGCCGUGCUCUGCCUCGAGCUGCGGGACGGCGCCGAGGUGCUGGGCUCCCUGCGGGUGCCCCUGAGGGACAUCGAGCCCCACCGUCCGACGACGCGCCAGCUCGAGAUGGAGGCGGAGCAGGAGGCGGAAGAGCGGUGCCGGGUCACUUUCCAGCUCUUGGACUCCCGCUCGGUGCUGCACCACCGCAGGGUCUUCCUCGUGAGGCACGGGGAGAGCGUGUGGAACAAGGCUCAGGGCAGCCUUGACCUGCAGACCAUGGCCUCGGCAGUGGACCACCCGCUGUCCGAGGAGGGCCGGGUGCAGGCGGAAGCGCUCGGCGAGCGGCUGGCGGCAGCCGCGAAGCAGAGGGACCCGAACGGCAUGGCGAUGUUGAGGCCCGACGUGGUGUACGUGUCGCCACUGACGCGCGCCUUCCAGACCGCCGCCAUCGCGCUGGGGCCGCUGCUUGCCGGGCGGGCAAAGGCCGAGGGCCAGCAGGCCGAGUUCGUGGUGAUGGCCAACGCCCGCGAGAAGCAGACCCUCGGGGGCUUCGAUACCUGGUCGACGGAGAUCGGCGAGGACGUCCCGAGACGCACCUUUGUAGAGCUCAGGUCGCUCUACGAGGACUGCGACGACGAAAAGGGGGUCCUCAGCGCGUUCUCGCAGAUACACGUCGACGCGCAGGAGGUGCAGGACUGGCGCAUGCUUGAAUGA
This is a messenger RNA of Prorocentrum cordatum, 3015 nucleotides long. NCBI's taxonomy places the organism in Eukaryota, Dinophyceae, Prorocentrales, Prorocentraceae. The record is from the annotation of a GenBank genome assembly.